Messenger RNA from Prunus armeniaca (apricot), 1158 nucleotides. NCBI's taxonomy places the organism in Eukaryota, Viridiplantae, Streptophyta, Magnoliopsida, Rosales, Rosaceae. The record is from the annotation of a GenBank genome assembly.
AUGAACAACUCAUCAGCCUUAGCGUCCAGUGGUAUUAAUAAUUACCGUGUGGUCAACUUAGGAGCCAAACCAGAUGGCAAGACUGACUCAACCAAAGCCUUCCUUUCUGCAUGGGACAAAGCUUGUGCCUCCGUGAAGCCAGCUGUCAUUCACGUCCCGCGCGGGACGUUCUUGCUAGGCAAUGCCAUCUUCAAAGGGCCAUGCAACAACCAGGCCACCACCUUUCGCAUCGCCGAAGGCACCCUCGUUGCCCCAUCCGAUUACCGGGUCCUUGGAAAUGCUGGUAACUGGCUUUCGUUUCAGGAUGUGCACGGCCUCAACAUAUCUAGCUCUCACGGAAUUCUUGAUGGCCAAGGCACUGGUUUGUGGGAUUGCAAGGCCUCACCACUAGGCAAGAGUAAUUGCCCUACCGGAGCAAUCUCACUGGGUUUCUUCAACUCGAGCAACAUUGUGGUGAGUGGAUUGAUAUCACGAAACAGCCAAAUGGUCCACAUAAUCAUCAAAGGUUGUCACAAUGUGAAUAUGCUUGGAAUUAGGGUUUCUGCAUCUGAAAAAAGCCCCAACACCGAUGGCAUCCACAUUCAAAUGUCAUCAGACAUCACCAUUUUCAACUCUAAUUUUUCAACCGGUGAUGAUUGUAUCUCAAUUGGCCCUGGCACCUUUAACUUGUGGAUCGAAAAGGUUACUUGUGGACCCGGCCAUGGAAUUAGCGUUGGAAGUCUAGGGUGGGAGAUGCAAGAGCCCGGUGUGCAAAAUGUAACAGUUAAAACUGCUACUUUUAAGAAUACCUUGAAUGGUGUCAGGAUUAAAUCUUGGAGUAGACCUAGCACUGGAUUUGCUAGGCACAUUCUCUUCCAACAUGCCGUAAUGGUCAAUGUCAAAAAUCCCAUCAUUAUUGAUCAAAACUACUGCCCUAACAACAAAGACUGCCCUCGUCAGGUUUCUGGAAUCGAAAUUACCGACGUGACGUAUGAAGACAUCCACGGUACAUCAGCAACUGAAGUUGCAGUGAAUUUCGAUUGUAGUUCCAAGAAUCCUUGUACGGGGAUUAGAUUGGAGGAUGUGAAGCUCACUUACAAGAACCAACCAUCUGAAGCUUCAUGUAGCCAUGCAGAUGGAACAGCUGCAGGUACAGUUCAGCCUACAAGUUGUUUGUAG